This is a messenger RNA of Saprolegnia parasitica CBS 223.65, 1742 nucleotides long. RefSeq lists its product as hypothetical. The transcript has 4 exons. The record is from RefSeq and is a predicted model, not a curated record. The coding region runs from base 54 to 1742 and encodes 562 amino acids. NCBI's taxonomy places the organism in Eukaryota, Oomycota, Saprolegniomycetes, Saprolegniales, Saprolegniaceae.
CCUACGUGCAAGCCGAGUCAGGCGAGCGAAACGUGCUGGCAAACAGCCAAGAAAUGGGCUUUAACGGCGACGAUGUGUCUGGGAGUAUGGCACACGAUGAGCCACCGCGUGCCCACGGCCUCGCUUCGACCGCGGCGGCGACGCCGAGCCCAGCACGUAGCGGCAACCCCAACUUGAUUGCUCCGUUUCUUGCGUCCGACAUGAACGACGCGGCGAGCGCGCAGGACGACCGUCCGUCGCACGGUCUCUCACCCCACCACGGCCAACACGCCAAUGGUGCUGCCAACAACGAGCACGCGAUUGGCGGCUUCGCACCCUUUGGAGCCAGCUCCGUUGGUAGCCACGCAAGCUCGACAGCUGCCUCGCUUCAUCCUCCCGGAGGCACGACAGAAGCAGCGACAGCGGGCGCCAACGCAGGUAGCAACGCCGCACCCAGCGGUCAUGUCACUGCUACGACGUCGGUGUUUUCGACUGCCGCCAGAAGUGACGUCCUCUCCUCGGCGUCCGACGCGCAAGCUGUGUCGUCGUCUGAGCCGACGGGCUCAUCGCUGCACGCUGGCCAAGACCACCACACGACGAGCACCCGGUUCAGCAAUGACGCUCACGCGUCCGGAGAGUUGGUUCGCACCCUGGGGAGUGCCUCCAAGAUCUCAGUGACCGCCGCCGCAUCGACGACAAGUGCAUUCGCAUCGGCCCGUGGCUCAGCGAUGGGUGCGGGGGACGACCUCCUGCAGCUGGUGACGGGCGACGGUAAGCGGAGCAACAGGGCGCACCCGAGUGACCAGCGCAAUAAGCUCCAAGCCAGCAGCAGCAACCAGCAACAUCACGCACUACCAUCAAGUCAUCUCGGCAUUCGCUCGCACGAAUGCCUCGACGAUGCUCGGACGAUGGCGCGAGGGCUCGCGGGCAAGCCCGUGGAUCCAUCCAAAGCAACGGCAGUUCACCGGUCGUUGAUGGCCUCCAACAGUAGUCCGGUCGCCACCGACAAGCCGCAGCACGAAUGCUUGGAUGAGGACAGCCACCGGCGGUCUCUCUCUACGUACGUGCUGGAGCCGCAGGGCUUCCACCUGCUGCCUCGGACGAGCCCUGUCAAGUACGGGACCGAGUACACUGGUGUCUCGAUGACGCAGCGCCACGACACCGAGUGGCAACUGGAGAAGCGCGAGUCGCCAGACAUGGAGCACCUCGAGUUUGCCGUGAUUGGCGGUCGCCUCGCCGUCUCCAAGAACCGGUGGUUGCACGAUCCGCACGGUGACGACGACCGCGUCAUUGACGUGAGCCAUUUUGACGCCACGGACGAGACCCUACUCGACGACGACGAGGUGUCGACGCCUCAUCGGUGCAUGGACGACAUCAACGAGCUCCGACAUGAGUUUCAACGGCGGCAACUGCAGCCGAUUUUGACCGAGAGCCCGCAACGCCUUCACCCCCGCAUUGAGCCCCACCGGAUGCCGCUCCAAGCGUCGCCGAGCCGUCAGACGCUUCAGGUACCUGCCAUGGAACGGGGACAGCGCCUCCGCAAUGUGAGUAGCCUCCCGGUGCUGCCUCGUCGCCAGCGUACACCGCCGUCCGUGCCACGCACGGGCCUUGUCGUCGGCUUAGAGCUGGGCUGUACAUCGGCGCGCCUCGUCCCCAAUCGCAUCGAGCUGCUCAAGAAGAAGCAGCGCGUGCUGAGCGCUCACCUCCAGUCGGCGUCGCUUAAAGACAGCUCGUGGCACGAUCAUAAUACACCAUGCAUGUGA